ACAACGUUAAAAGAAUUUAUGAAAAAAUUUAAUUUUAAACUGGAAAGAGAAUAUGGAGCUUAUGGAGCAAGAGAAAGUGGCUUUUCAGAAGAGAAAAAAUGGACCAAAGAGGGAAUCCAAAAUCAUCAAAGCAUUGGUUGUCAUUAUUGUGAUUCUACUUUUUCUGGUCAUUACUUUUAUUGUGUACGCUGUUACCAAGCAAGCGUCAUGCACUUGUAAAAAGCUAAACGUAAGGAAAAAUGAUUGGUUGUCUUGCAAAGAUAGUAGCGUGACUAUUCAACCGAAUAUAAUUGAGAAGAAUGAUAUCUUUCACGAGCUUAACGCAAAAGAAAUCAAUAUGGUCAUCAGUUACAUUAAGAAAAAUUUUGAUAUCAAACCGAAGGGAAAUUACACUAUCAAGAACCUUCAUUUCAUCCAUUCAGUAGAAUUGUACCUGCCUGAUAAACUUGAUGCAUUGAAAUAUUUAGAUCAAAAUGGAAAAAAACCUGAAAGGAGAGCUAUAGUUACUAUAGUCCACGCUCCCUAUAACAUAACUUAUUACAUUGUUGGACCAAUUCCCAUGCCGAAAUAUCACAACAUUGCUAAUUUUACUGACCGGAAAAAUCCUCUGCCAUACAUACCAGACGCAGCAACAUUAACUAGAAAUCCAGAAUCACGCAAUCUCUACAAAGACGCAGCUAAAUAUUUAUGGCCGUUGUUUAAAGAUACAUACGAGAUAUUGCAAAAAUAUAAUACGUUUGACGAAGCGUUUAAAGCCGGAUUUAAUUUUUUUGCACCGGGUGGAUCUGUACAAAGGAGAAGAGGGGAGUUUUAUACAGACAUUACAUUUACAUAUCCCAGAAAUGCACAUUUGAGACAUCUAGAUAUGAUUACGUUAUCAGUCAACUUUUCAAGUUCGAAAGAGGAAGAGUGGAGUCUAACAAAAGUUAUCUACAACUUGAAAGCCUACAACAGCACAAAACAACUAAUGCAAGAGUAUAACGCAGGUACACUGGCAGUCGUAACAGUUCCACAAAUUCCUGAUGAUGUCUUGAAAAGAGCAAAUCAGAAGCGACGUGGCGAAAACACUAAUGACAUCUUUCCGUCAAUGGAACCUAUCAUGUUUGCACCCAACGGUCCACGCUUCUCUGUACGCGGACGACAAGUUAAAUAUAUAGAUUGGAAAUUUAACUUUCUUGUACAACCUUCCACGGGUCCUGCAAUAUUUGACGUCCGCUACAAGAAGAAAAGAAUAGCGUUUGAGAUAAGCCUUCAAGAAGCAGCCUCUUUGUAUGCCACCGGUGGAUCUCACCUUAAAUUUACUAACAUAAUCGACUCGACUUGGUAUCUUGGAAAAACCUAUACCUUAAUAAGCGUCACUGAUUGUCCGCAGCAAGCAGUGUACUUAGAUAUAGACGCCUACCUUGGUACAAAAGUAGUAUCUAUAAAAAAUGCAGCAUGUAUCUUUGAGCAGGUGGGCAGUGUUCCUCUUCGACGACAUCAUCAUCAAAACAAGAACGGGUAUGCAUAUGGUGCCUUAUCAGAUGCAUCCUUGGUUGUAAGAUUUGUGACGGAUAUGACGAACUACGAUUACAUUAAUGAUUUUGUUUUCCAUCAAAAUGGUGUCAUUGAAGUGAAAACAACAGCAACUGGUCAUCUCCUUACUAGUCCAUAUUACGCACAAAAUGAAAACAAAUAUGGCUACCAAGUUGUGGACAACUAUCUGGGUGGUAUUCACGAUCAUAUGAUGUUAUAUAAAGUUGAUUUGGAUAUCUUAGGAACAAAGAACACUUUUAAAACGAUGGAUAUAAAGUUGGAAACAAGACAAGAUGCAUGGGAUAUUCGUCCAGUUGUCAAAAAAUACAUAAAGCAUAAUAAACAUACGACAGAAAAAGACGCAGCGAUACAAUUUAACUUCGACCAUCCAAAAUAUUACAUUAUCUCAAAUGAAAAGGAAGAAAACAAAUACGGAAACGUCCGUGGUUAUCGAAUAUAUGUGCAAAAUAAGGUCAAACAAGUUUAUCCGGUAGAACAUGAAGGUACCAAGCACACUGGAUGGUCAAAAUACCAAGUGUCAAUCUCGAAGUUUAAAGAAACCGAGAGAUAUGGAAGCUGCAUGUUCAAUUACUAUCCGCAAUACCUUGAUCCAACAUGUUCCUUUGAUGCGCGUAUUGAUGACGAUGAAAGUAUUGUUGAUGAAGACUUAGUUGCGUGGAUUCCUAUUGGUGGUCUUCACAUUCCUUGUACUGAAGAUUACCCAAGUACCCCUACCACCGGGAACCAGUUUGCGUUCUUUAUCAAACCUUUUAAUUAUUUCGAUGAGGAUCCAAGUUUUACUUCGUUAAAUUCUGUUUAUAUUGAAGAAAAUGGCAAAUCAAAAUCGAUUAAUGCAUAUGGUACACCAAAUAAAGCAACAUGUCCGAUACCCUCGCGAGAAUUCAGAUAAAUUUGUAUUGACUGUUAUUCUACUUUUUUAGAAUUUUCGUUUUCGUGGAAGAUGCUCAUACAAGUGUGACGUAAACGCAAAAAAACUAGUGACGGUUAUGCUAAGUUUUCUUUAGUUUGAGUCUAUUUGUUUUUUUUUUAUAGAAACCCAUAAAAUUCUCUAAAUAAUUUAGCUACUUGUCAACAGAUAUUUUUUGUCCGUGAGCGACACCAAGAAAUAUGAAAAAUAAAUAAAUAUAAUAAAGGUAAUAGGUAAUGUUUCCAUACAAUUUCUUUUUAAGAAUACUGUUUAUUGACUCCUGUUUUUCUUCGUACGCCUGAAUGGACAAUUUUUUUACUAGAUGAUAAAAAUCUUUACUGAAGAAAACAAAGAUCGACGACUAUUUUAAACGAUCUUUUUCUCGAGAAAAGGAAAUGAAAGACUAGAUAAAUUUCAGACUUUAAUAUUUUUUGUUUCAUUAACUUUAGAUGUAAUAUGGAUAUUGUAUGUUGUAGGAAAAUUUAAUUUAGAAGGGA
Hydractinia symbiolongicarpus is the source of this 2940-nucleotide messenger RNA. Its product is annotated as amiloride-sensitive amine oxidase [copper-containing]-like. Lineage: Eukaryota; Metazoa; Cnidaria; Hydrozoa; Anthoathecata; Hydractiniidae. Gene Ontology annotation, biological process: amine metabolic process. Bases 53 to 2425 code for a protein of 790 amino acids. Gene Ontology annotation, molecular function: primary methylamine oxidase activity; copper ion binding; quinone binding. Gene Ontology annotation, cellular component: plasma membrane. The record is from RefSeq and is a predicted model, not a curated record. The transcript has 3 exons.